AUGUGGACAGCUAAAAGUCUUUGUAGUGCUCGAAUUCUGUUGCUUCAGUUGAAAGAUGGCAGAUUGUGCAGUUGCAUGUUUCCAAAAACUCAGCAGGUUUGGACUGGAUUUUUAAACUAUUGCACCAUAAGAGCACCACGUAACAGAGUUAAAUUCCAGGUUUCCAAGGUCAAUGAUAAACGAUCAUUAGUAGAUACAAGAAUGACUACUAGUGCAGAGGGAACUAAAAUAGCUGCUGGAAAAAGUCUCAGUGGAGUAUAUGAUGAAAGCCAACAUUCAUUAGAAGCAAAAAUGAAACACAUCAAUCUGUCAUUUGCAGCUUGCGGGUUUCUGGGUAUUUACCACUUGGGGGCAGCAGCUGCUUUUUACAGGCAUGGUAAGAAGUUACUGAAAGUUGUGAAAGCUUUUGCGGGAGCUUCUGCGGGAUCACUGACUGCCACUGUCUUAUUAGCAGUACCAGAAAAUAUAGAGAAAUGUAAGCAGUUUGCCUAUGGAUUUGCAGAGGAAGUUAGAAAAUUGGACUUUGGUGCUGUAACGCCUGGUUAUGAUUUUAUGAAAACACUUAGGGAAGGCAUAGAGUCUAUUCUUCCUUCCAAUGCUCAUGAGAUAGCUGAGAACCGGCUCUAUGUGUCAGUCACUAACACCAAAAAUGGGGAAAAUCACUUGGUUUCAAGUUUUGCCUCCAGAGAGGACCUCAUUAAGUUUGAAACCAUUACCACUCAUCCUAUUACUACAGUCCCUGAUAAAGAGUCGCACCUCAUCUUCCCU
Messenger RNA from Mesitornis unicolor (brown roatelo), 768 nucleotides. Its product is annotated as patatin-like phospholipase domain-containing protein 4. Gene Ontology annotation, biological process: lipid homeostasis; triglyceride catabolic process. Gene Ontology annotation, cellular component: membrane; lipid droplet; cytoplasm. The record is from RefSeq and is a predicted model, not a curated record. The transcript is spliced from 6 exons. Lineage: Eukaryota; Metazoa; Chordata; Aves; Mesitornithiformes; Mesitornithidae. The annotation marks the transcript as partial. Gene Ontology annotation, molecular function: triacylglycerol lipase activity.